UCUGUAUACAUAUAUUUAAUAUAUAUGCGUAUUUUUUUCAUACUUUAUUUGCUUACUUUAUGUGCACGUUUAUACGAUCGAGCUUCUGCUCUUGAGAGAAAAAGAAAAAGAACAUAAUCGGUUGAACAAUGCGAGUGCCUCUAUGCAUUUGCACAUACUAUUGUUAUAAAAAUGUGAAUAUACUUUUUUUUGUUAUCUUUGUAUUGUGGGUCGUGAUAAUAUCAUCCUCGUUUUGUUUUAUAUAUUCGUCAAUGUCGCGUUUAGUUUCCGCGUGGAUCAUAUCGAAAAAGAGUGUCCAAUAUGAUAUGUACAAAUUGCACACACGUGAGAUAUGUGUUAUUCGAUAUAGAAUGUUCAAAUCACAGUGAAAAAUAGAAUUUGUUUACAUAUAUAUGUAUACAUAUAUGUAUGUAUGCUGCGACACAUGAUCGUUUUCAGUAUAACGAACAAUGUCUAGAGAAAGGAAAAAAGAAAAGUAACGUAAAUGUCUCGAAACCGAUGUUACAAAACGAAAACACACGAUCUUACAAAGAUCUCCUUGACACGAUCGAGAGUUGAUAAAACAAUGAUUUUGAAAAAAAUUUUUUGGGGAAUUCUAUGUGUUGACUUUUCUUCGACGUUUUUUUUUUUUUUUCUUAAAUGACAUCUUUUCUUGGACACGGAAAAAGAACGAGAAAGAAAGAGAGAGAGAAAAUCGAAUUUUUCCUAGGCGUUCUCGGGAUUAAACUCUAGCACAGAAAAUACUCCGUAGUUUAUAAAUGAAACAGCAACAGUGGUAUCGGGACACUUCAGGAUUGCGAAUUCGUUUACCUCUCGUGAAUUACAUGUUACCAUCGUUUGUCUGUUGAGAGACAGAGAGAAAGAAUGAGAGAGAGAGAGAGAGAGAGAGAGAGAAUGCGUGUGUAUGCAAACUAAUCGUUUGAUAAAAUCGUGUCUGUAAAUAAACGAACUAUUAACCUUCGCUUUGCCAGUGGUCUCAAGGUUUGUUAGUGUCUUUUCAACUUAUGACUUCGAAAAAAAAAAAAAAGAGAGAACUUCUGCGUUUUAUGCCGCGAUUUUUACAUAUUUUUAAACGACAACGUAAAAAAGGAGUCUUGAAAGAUCUCGAAUACUAAGAAAACACGUGAUCAUCGAUGCAUUCGCUAUUUCGACACACUGUUCUUUCUCGUGCUGUUGUGAUUAUGAUAAGAUUGUGUCGUUCAAGGAAUUAUACGUUUGGUUGAUAACACACAAGUGUCAAAUUAUAAUCGCCAUUAUUAUCAUCAUCUCGAAAUAAUUCGGGGCGUUAUCUUUAUCACAAUAUCCCGUUAUACAAUGGUUUAACCCUGCAAUGGCACUUUGUUUUCCUUCGGUGGCAGUGUGCAAAUUUGGUUCGUGACUGCAAUAUACAUACAUGUGUAUACGGUAGUGCCAUUCCUCUUUCGUCGACAGGCUUUCCAAUUUCUUAAGUUGUUAAUUUUUAUUCAAAGCGUCAUGUCAAAAGAUAAUCGACUAUUUAUUCUCAAUUCUUCAAUUAUAUUAAAUACUCGAGUCUACACUACUACGAACGAAAUCGAUAUACAUAUAAAUUGUUUCUCUCUUCUGGAUUUGAUUUGAACUUUUCAUUGGUAGCGAUGUGUCGUUGCAAGAUUAAUAUCGUUUUGUUCGAUCAUGAGUGUCAAGCAAAAAAUGUGAAUCUGAAUACCUCCCUCAGCAUUUGAUAGUGAUUUAACACACCGCUCUGUUCAACGUGCACAGCAUAAACGUUGUUCAAGAUGAGAUACGUCGUAAAUGAUGUCGAUCAGAGAGCAUCUUUUCAGUAUUAUUUGGAUAAUCUGUCUUGUACGCAAGAAAGGUAGUGGUGAGAAAAAUUUACGUGACGGAAAUAGAGUGUGGUUAGGUCACAAGUAUACAGGUUGUUCAAGUCUCUUUGCCAGUCAAACUUUGUCAGGAUGUUCUAGAUGUAAAUGGAAAAAUGAUGUUAUACAAAUAUAUAGAUUGUCUGAAGCUUUAUUAAAAUAUUAUCAAAACAAAAAUCUAAAGAGAACGAUAGUUACAAAUUCCAGAUCUUCAAUUUUAUAUCGUUGUACUUUUGUGAGCAUCUUUAAAGAAAAACCUGAUACAAAGACUCUGAUUGAUUCAUAAAAUGAACUUUGUAGACAAUUUUGAAGUGACAAUUAAUGAUUAUAUAUCGAUUGUGAACUUAUCCUUGUCUUAUAACGUAGCAACUAUAAAUCAAUUUCUCAAAACCUUUUAAUAAAGCUUCAAAGAACGUAUGUCUACAUAACACUCGUUUCUCAUUUAUACCCAUGGAAUAUCCUAACAAAGCCAUGGCCAAAAAAAAGUUAGAAUCCUGUGUAAACAUAUGUGUGCCGUGUAAAUUCGAUUUCAUGCAGACAAAAAAAAAAAGAAAAAAAAAAGAAACACCAUGGAAAUUCUACAGCCUCGCAUAAGAUAUACAAAGCAUUUAUUUUAGCCAAACGUAAAGGCGAUUCACAAUCAACAUAAAUCGUAGUAUUAUGAAACUUUACACUCAUCGUAGCAUGUCAGAAAAAGACGAAAAGAAACUACGAAACUGGUUUUUAAAUUGUACAAAAUCGGAGUCCUGAAGAAUACCGUGUUUAAAUGCUUCCAAUAAAUUAAAAAAAAAAAAAAAUUGAUAAAUAAAAUGAACGAUAACAUACAGAGAAUGGAAUAAUUAAGAUAAAACGAAUAAAUAGGAAGAUAUAGUGCGAGCGACAGCAAUUUUUAAACCGCGAUCACACGUGAUCCCGACUGUACUUCUCGAAGAGUGCUCUUGGCGUCUCUCUGCUUUCUUUCUGCCGCAUUUAACGUAGAUGAUCGAGAACGCGUUUACUUUUCUCGCUCGCCGUUUUAUCGAACUUCAUCAUGGACAGCUCCAUCGUGAGUUCUUCGUAGUAUGAAAUCUUCUGAAAUAGUCAAAAUCGUGCAGCAAAGGCCUCUGCUUGCAGAACUGCUCGAGAAUGAAGGGGAUACCAGGGACUCGAAUUUCCUCGAGGAGGAGGAUCGUAUUUUUGGCUGGCAGGAAAAAGUAUUCAGCCCGUUCGAAGUAAGUUUCUACAGCGAGGAGACGAAUUGCCUGACCGAAUGUCAGAAAGUAUAUUAUCGGCAAAUCAAGGAGAGGAGCAUCGAGGGUUCUCAACUUUAUACCUACACUCAGAACGAUUCGUAUUAUCUGGGCGAUGAAUUGUUAACGAAACGUUAUAAGACAAAAUUGGCAAUUAAGAACCAAACGGCGUUACCGGCCUUGCAAAAUCGCAAACCGUUCCCUGAAAGGCACAACAAAACGGUCGUCGACGAUGCACCUGACGAAACAAGGAUUCGAACGAAUCAUUAUCUCUAUAUGGAACGUUCCACGAUGUAUGUCAUGGUUGAUUUAUCUCAACAAGAUAAAGUUUUAAGAAGCACCGACGAGGAUACGGAAAUAGUGUUACUCGCGAUUACGUACAAUGGACUGAAUAAAAUUUUAACGGUGGAUCCUGACUUCACGGACGACCAUUGUUAUACUAUAACGAAUUCCAGCGGUAUUCGAUUUAAUUAUUGGCUGGAGCAUGUUUCCGAGAAACAAUCGUCAUUGGAAUUACAGCAACAACAAAAUGAAUCGCGAAAAGAAAUUAAGGAACGUCUGAAACAUAGAGGAGUAGAAAUAUUUCACAGUUUCCAGUUAGUAUCACCAAAUGUAUAUAAAUUUUUUAUAAAAUUGGACAUUUUGUCAGCUCAUGAUUUCUUUUUUGAUGGACUUUGCAUUUCCUAUUAUGUUGAUUUGCCAGAACAUUGGAGUACAAAUCAAAUUGAUAGAUUGUUCGGAAGAACUCAGAGAUGUAAUUUAAAAAAUAAUUCGGCAUAUUUUAGUUAUGCAACUGAAAUGUCAUUAGAUUUUCAAUCUAUAGUCAUGCUUGAUGCGAACACUGUUUUAUUAUCUUGGCCACGAUUAUUACUAUCAGUUACAUCACUUGACAGCUGGUUUAGAUAUCGCACAGAAGGUUACGCUAUGAUACCUUUACCUGUACUACCUGGUUUAUAUAAAUUCAACAUUCCAACUUGGCGACCAACAGGAAGUAUCAUUAACACUCUUAGAAGAUUUUUUACAGGCAGUACUUACGAACUGGAAGAUAUAACUUAUUGCAGUAUUCCAAAAGGAUAUGAGAAUAAAAUGUUGAAUAAGUCACACUUAAACGUUACAUCAAGUGGUUACAUAAAGUUAAUCGUGAAUAUUAUUCAUCAAACUCAUAGUUCAAUUAAGCAUGGUGAUCAGUUAGAUUAUUUUCAAAGACUGAGUACAGAUAAACUUAUGACUAAUAUAGACAAUAUUUUUGAACAGUUUAAAGCAGCUAGAGAACGUAUGUUGCAAAUUAGAAAUUUAAACAUUUAAUUAUUCAAUAUCAAAUGAUUAAGAAGCCAUAAAAAAAAUGAUCUGUGAUACAAAAUAUUUGAAAAUAAAAAUUUUUUUUUAAUAUAUUUAUUAAAUGAAGUAAAAUAUUAUAAUUUUUUCUAGAGUUGAUAAAACAAUGGUAUACCUGUAAUUCCAGAAUGUUCAUUUUUUAAGUUACAAAUAUAUUUUGUUAAAUAUUGAUUGAUAUUAUGGUUAAAAAUUGCUUUACGUUCAUAUAAUAUUAUAUAUAAUAUUUAAAUUAUUUCUUUACAGAUGUUUCUAAACAGCAAUACAUAAAAGAAAAAAUAAUAAAAUAAUUAUAAAUAUAUACACUGAAUAUAAGUGGCAAUAAUUUACAAAGUUAUAGAUUUGAUAUGAAAAACAUCAAACGUUUACUGUAUUGACAUUCACUAAAAUGCAUUUUAUUCUUUCUUUUUUAAAUUUCUGAAUAGCCAUCUAUAAAAUCAUAAUUUACAAUAAG
Molecule: messenger RNA, 4853 nt
Organism: Frieseomelitta varia
Lineage: Eukaryota; Metazoa; Arthropoda; Insecta; Hymenoptera; Apidae
Gene: Mks1
Product: Meckel syndrome type 1 protein homolog
Exons: 4
Coding region: 2900-4372 (490 amino acids)
Biological process (GO): cilium assembly
Cellular component (GO): MKS complex
Source: RefSeq, a predicted model, not a curated record